Molecule: messenger RNA, 1608 nt
Organism: Fusarium subglutinans
Lineage: Eukaryota; Fungi; Ascomycota; Sordariomycetes; Hypocreales; Nectriaceae
Product: polyketide synthase
Exons: 2
Coding region: 1-1608 (535 amino acids)
Source: RefSeq, a predicted model, not a curated record
AUGUCUAUAGUACAGCCCAUCAUCCGAGACCAACUCGUUAUCCACGACGACGACUGGGACUCAGUGUACCACGUCGAAUGGGAACCUGAUGCCAACUUCUUCACCGGCUCUGAACUUCGACCCAGAACACCACUGUGUAAAGCAACAGCCGAUCACCAGAUCACUCUAGCCCGCGCCGCAGCUCUGAUAAUUCGCGCAUCUCUCAACAACAUCCCUCUGGAUAUCCCGGAUUUUGAUGCCUCUAAACUUACAGGCUUCCGAAAACAAUUGUAUCAAUGGAUGCAAGCCUACAACUCGUCUCAGGCGAGUAAGCUUGUGCUGGGCGAUGUGACGAUGACGGUUAUGAUUGAGAUCUUAUCGUCGCUUACGCGUAUGGGCGUUGAGGGCGAGAUUUUGGCCAAGAUUGGACCGAAUUUGGGAGCUAUUCUGCAGGGGACUAUUGAUCCAAUCCCACUGCUUUUGGAAGGCAACAGGUUCAAUCAGAUGCAAGACGGCAUGGAGUUAUUGCAGAAGAUGAGAAGCCAUCUCAAACAGUAUCUCUCAUCAUAUGCGACAAAGAAACCGGUUCUCAACGUCCUUGAGGUCGGCGCCAGUACGAGCAACAACAAAGAGACCAUCUUUAAAGCCCUUCGGGAGCAGAAGAAUAUCUCUUACACUCUUACCGAUUCGUCGCUAUCAGUACUAGAGCAAACUAAGUCGGGCAUCACCAAAGACUUCCUAAAGCUUAAGAGUUUUGACAUUAACCGCGAUGCUAUUGAGCAAGGCUUCAGCCCCAAUACCUACGACCUAAUCCUCGUCAACAACAUUCUCCAUACAGCCAACUCUCUUACAGAAACACUAACAAAUUUGCGCAAACUCCUCGUCCCUGGUGGUGUCUUGGCCAUGGUCGGACUCUCGGACAUAUCUCCAGCGUACAGCCUCAUCUUGGGUAUGAACGAGAAUAUGUGGUCAGAUGAACGUUGUGAACAAUUGCCAUAUCCUUCGAACGAUGAAUGGAACAAGCUACUACAGGGUACCCAGUUCAGCGGUCUUGAACCAGCGACGAACAUGUUCGAUUACAUCGGUCAAUCUUGCUACUGUGUUAUCUCUACAGCAGUUGCAUCAACCCAGCGCCUGAUGGUAAAUAUUCUACCGGGCUCUCAGGGUAGUAUGCUUGGCUUUGCGGACCAACUGGCUUCCACACUCGCAGAGAACGGUACAGCCUCUACCAUCACACCGACUCGUCUAGACGACAUCUCCUCACGCUUCGUUUACAUCGUUCUCGAUGAUGGAUCCAGCUCUCUGAGUGAAUAUGAAAGCCUCCACAAAGCCAAUAACGUUCUUUGGAUCAACAUGCCCACUGGGUUCGCAACACAACGUGACAUGAACAUCAUCAGCCGUUUCGCGCGCGACGCUCAGAAGGAUAAUGAAAGCCUCAAGCUCGUGAAACUCGACGUCAAGCAGGAGUAUCCAGAGUGUGCAGACCUUCUCAGAGUUAUCAUGCGGAUCAUCCAAGUUUCGUUCCAAGAGGAUCGUGGUUCGAGGAUGGAGUUGGAGUAUGAGUAUCGCAAUGGAAGAGUUCUUGUGCCACGCAUGAAAGGGUCAGGAAUUACGCAGAAGAUUGCCUGA